UUUCCUCAACUGUGAUCUCCAUCGUCGUUUUGUGUUCUUCAAUAAGCUGUAUGCUACCUCACUGUCAAAGUUAUUAAAGAAUACAAUUGCCAAACGGUACAGGGCGAAAUAAAAACAAAGGAUAGGACGAAAAGCUGCGGUUUUGUCUGCAAGUUGAAAGACGAGGAAGAAUAGAGAUGAAAGGCAUGGUCUAUUUUGUUGAGAUUGCAGCACAUAGUCAGGGCACACUGAUUCUCUGCUUGAGUACCGCGAGCAAUUUUUGAUGGCAUAGCAUCAGUGGUAUUUCUUUUGCGAACACUGCCAUCACAUUGUAAAUGAUCGUUUGUUCCUUCACAUCUCCUACGAGAUUCCCUAUUGUCUCACAAAAGGAAGAGCGAUUAUGACAGCCAGGAACGAAAAUUACAUGCCAGAGGAGAUUUUGCCUCCAUUAUAUAAUAGAGAUGCCAACUCAACCCAUCGAUUGAGUCGAAUGGAUCUACAGCGAGCUAUAGGCGACGUCAAACGUUUCUUUGAGGCCCGUCUCGAAGAGGAUCUAAAUAUUGUGAAGCAUGCGGCGCCCCUUGCUUUUCUACGAGGAACCGGUGUCAACGACGAACUAGAUGGCACCGAGUCAAAAAGUGCCGUUCGGUUUAAGAUCCCUAAUCAAGAUAUUCCGCGAGGUAUCAAGGUAGACGCAGACAUUGCAAACCGAGAACGUCCUUACGAGAUGGACUGUGAAGUUGUGCAGUCGUUGGCAAAAUGGAAACGAGUGAUGCUUGGAAGACUUGACUGCGCGGUUGGUGAAGGUAUCUAUUGCGACUCAACCUCAAUCCGCAAAGGAUACAAAGGCGAUGUGACACAUUCAGCGAUUGCCGACCAAUGGGACUUCGAGAUUCGCAUCACUAAAGAACAGCGUAAUAUUGAAAAUCUGGUGACUUUCGUGCGAACCAUUUGGAGAAUCAUAAAGGAUGCCGAAAGCUAUGUCUUGGAAAAAUAUCCAGAGAUCCUUUCGAAAGGCCAUCCCACAGCACAGUGGCGUUUGCCUGAAGAUAUAACAAUCUUCACAUCUGAAGAGCUGCACGCCGAAUAUCCGAAACUAGACGCCCAUGGCCGAGAAAAUGCCGCGGUGAAUAAAUAUGGAGCGGUCUUUAUUGUCGGUAUGGGAUGGCCCAUGAAGGACGGCUCCGAUCCGGAAGAAGUACGAUCUCCUGGCUAUGACGACUGGAAUUUAAAUGGCGACAUCAUAGUUCGUCACCCCUUAACUGAAUACCGCCACGAGUUGAGCUCUAUGGGCAUUCGGGUGGACAAAGACGCUCUUCUCAAACAGCUCGAAUAUCGCGAGGUGCUAUACGAGAAAGAUUUGGAUUUUAUGAAGGCGGUCAUUGCCGAAGAAGUGCCGUUCUCUUAUGGUGGAGGCAUCGGAAUUUCCCGUACGUUGAUGUUGCUGUUACGUACGGCCCACAUUGGGGAAGUACAGGUUGGUCUUUGGCACGACGCUCACUACAAACAAGCCAUUGAAGCAGGGAUUGAUAUGAUCCCCGAUCGCAUCGUCAAGGUCGAGUGAAGAAAGUCACAUUUUCAGUGCAAACGUUGCAACAAUACAUUAUACGUGUGUUUCAUUGGAGCUCGGUUGAGGCAUCGGCACUUAAAGUUAAAUUACAUUAAUACUCUACCAAAAGAAUUUC
This is a messenger RNA of Phaeodactylum tricornutum CCAP 1055/1, 1664 nucleotides long. RefSeq names its product aspartate--ammonia ligase. Bases 380 to 1543 code for a protein of 387 amino acids. Gene Ontology annotation, cellular component: cytosol; cytoplasm. NCBI's taxonomy places the organism in Eukaryota, Bacillariophyta, Bacillariophyceae, Surirellales, Neidiaceae. The transcript is spliced from 2 exons. The record is from RefSeq and is a predicted model, not a curated record. Gene Ontology annotation, molecular function: aspartate-ammonia ligase activity.